Messenger RNA from Epinephelus lanceolatus (giant grouper), 2237 nucleotides. RefSeq names its product inositol-trisphosphate 3-kinase A (gene itpka). Lineage: Eukaryota; Metazoa; Chordata; Actinopteri; Perciformes; Serranidae. Gene Ontology annotation, biological process: inositol phosphate biosynthetic process; phosphatidylinositol phosphate biosynthetic process. Gene Ontology annotation, cellular component: nucleus; cytoplasm. Gene Ontology annotation, molecular function: inositol hexakisphosphate kinase activity. The record is from RefSeq and is a predicted model, not a curated record.
AACCGCGUCGAAGCGCGAGCUACGCCACCACCACAGAGGGGUUCCCCUUUCCAACAGUGCGCACAGAGCACAGAGGCUGACAGAGGUUUUUUAUGUGUGAAAACUCGGACAACAAACAACGAGGAAGUACCGCAGGGGACCGACUGAACACCUAAACUCACUCUGAACUUUCUGAAAGUGAAAUUACCAGAUUUGGAAGAUUAAAGAGAUCCGUCUUUGCGCCUCUCCUCGUGCGCUCUCACGACGGAUUCAGCUCUCCAAUGCCCAAAGAGUGCAGGAGAAAGACCUCCAAAGACUUCGGACUCUCUGGGACUGGAAUAAACGACGGGGCCCGUACAGAGAGGAGAACAGCCGGAGUGAAAGCAUCCCAAAUCUGCGAUGAUCUCAUUCAGAAAGCCGCUCAAAUCGCCCCGUCGUCCGCAACCGGAGCGCCGACUGUGAUGGAUGCGCGCCGGGUACCGCAGGUCACCAUCACCCCCGAGGGAGGCGGCUCCUCCCGGGAGAUGCAGCAGGAGGAUUGGGAUGAUGCUGUGGACGGUACCCUGCGCAGGAAACUGUCCAACUCCUCCAUCUCCUCCACAGGCUCCUCUGCUGUGGAGUCCGAGGAUGAUUUACUGAGCGACAACGAGAGCAAAAGCAAAGGCAUCAUCACUUUGGAGCAUCUGGUGGACACUGGAGAGAGUAAGCCAUGGUGGAAGUUGAAGACGAUUGUCCACUGGCCCUUCAGCGCUACACAGAGGAGAAAACUGAACUGGGUUCAGCUGGCCGGGCAUAAAGGUAACUUCAAAGCAGCAGAUGAGGGAAACAUCCUGAAGAAGUUCUCAGAAAACGAGAUGUGGUGCUUUGAGAAGCUGAGGGAUGAUGCACUGCUCCCAUUUGUGCCCGGUUACCACGGCACCGUGGAGAAAGAUGGAGAGUCUUUCCUUCAUAUGACUGACCUGCUGGCGAGCUUUGAACUUCCCAAUGUCAUGGACUGCAAGAUGGGAGUGAGGACAUACCUGGAGGAGGAGCUUGUUCGGGCGCGGGAGAGGCCGAAGCCGAGGGAAGACCUGUACAAGAAAAUGGUGGAGGUGGACAGCGAAGGGCCGACUCCCCAGGAGCAUUCCCAACGAGGGGUCACCAAGCCUCGCUACAUGCAGUGGAGGGAGACCAUGAGCUCCACCCACACCCUGGGCUUCAGGAUAGAAGGGAUCAAGAAAUGUGACGGUACGUGUCGGACUGACUUCAAGAAAACCAGGUCGAAGCAGGAUGUCAUCCAGGUGUUCAAGGACUUUGUCGAAGGGAACGUCAGCAUCAUAAAGUCCUACCUGAGGAGACUGACGGAGAUCCGGCAGGCCCUGAAGAUGUCGGAGUUCUUCAAGCAGCACGAGGUCAUUGGCAGCUCUCUCCUCUUUAUCCACGACCACACGAGCAACGCACAGGUCUGGAUCAUUGACUUUGGCAAGACCACAGCGCUACCAGAGGGCCAGACAUUAAAACAUGACAUUCCCUGGCAGGAAGGCAACCGAGAAGACGGAUACCUGUGGGGGCUGGAGAACCUCAUCCACACUCUGGAGUCUGUGAGCGAUGAAGGGACGAGCGGAGAAACGUUUUGCUCUGUGACCAAAGAAAACAGCCAAACUACAGAAACAGAUGGUCAGUGACCUUUGACCUGUAGGUGGGUAAGAGGAAGUCAAACUAUUUUUAAUGGACACCACAGAGAGAGCCUGAGGGGGGUUUCAGAUAUGUUGUUUUGGGUGCUGGAUGAUGAUAAAUGUUGAAAAGAUUGCAGAGAUGCGACAAUAAAGAACAUUUCAAAGAUGAGCCUUAUAAACGCCACUGACAGAAAAUACUCGCUGGACACUGAGCAGAGAGGAGCAGAGGAUUUGUCACUAGUUACUGAACGGUUGAGCAAAUGAAUUGACACUAAUUCAACUUCCUGCAAAAUGAACAGAAGUGAAAGUGUAUGGAUUCUGCAUUUCAGUUUCAGGGACAGGGUGUUACGCGUGACGGAAAUGCUCAUGAAACACGAAUCAAAACAAAGUGAGCAAUCACAAGUCCUCAGUUCUCCUUGUUACCAUGUUACCCUCAGCCCUGAUGUUACAUCUCUGCCCAGCUGCCAGGAGAAAGUGUUGGCAGUGUACGUUCAUGCAAACCAAGAUAUAUUACAUUUGUAUGUUUUAUGUGUAUCAUAUUGAUGUGGGUGGAUUAUGAGACAAUGGGCCACUGGGCACAGAUAUGCAAAGGGCCCCACCACC